Penicillium brevicompactum is the source of this 981-nucleotide messenger RNA. RefSeq lists its product as uncharacterized. The coding region runs from base 1 to 981 and encodes 326 amino acids. The transcript is spliced from 2 exons. The record is from RefSeq and is a predicted model, not a curated record. NCBI's taxonomy places the organism in Eukaryota, Fungi, Ascomycota, Eurotiomycetes, Eurotiales, Aspergillaceae.
AUGUUCAAGAACAUAUCGGAUCAGUUUGGAUCUGUUCUCGUCACCCUACUAUCUUUACAGAGUGUCUGCUCAGCACUUGCAGUUGAAACCAAUCUGACUCUGAACGAAACCCACACAAGUGAAGAGCAAGGGCUAGCUGCCCGCACAAGCGAUGAUUAUACUAUCGUGCAUAAAUGGAACGGCGGUGACGUCAUCGGACCGGCUACAGGAGUUGGCCUUGUGAUCACUGGAGCCGUUGGCAUCAUUGUCAGUUGGUACAAUAACCGGCCGGACCCUCAGAAGAUUUGUGGAAAGUCAGCAAUUAUCGACGUCUCGGAGGACGGAAUUGACUACGAGUAUUAUGUGUACUCCUAUACAACCGGCGACAACUGCGACAGCACCCAGCGAACAAAGACAAUCACUAAGAAGCUCUCCGACGCGAUGAAUGAUUUGAACUCCCAAGGAGCAUCUGCAGUGUGCCUUGAUCUUGAUCACCACGGUACAUGGCAUGGAGUCCUCGGCUUAGCGACCAAAUCCUCCGGAAAGAACCCCCAAACGGCGUGUGAUGGCCAUCAUGCAGGCGCCAGAAGCGGCAGUGUUGGGUUUCUUGAACCAGACGGAAACAUCACUGCUCAAAUCGAUGGAAAAAAUACCACGAGGAGGAAUGAAAACGGACUUCCCCCCGAAAAAUCCCAGGGAAUCAUUGCCGAGAUUUCGGGCAAAAUUUAUUCGCUCAGCAAGGAUGCAAGCUGCGCUGGAAUCUCUGGUACCAUGUCUGAUUCCAAUGGAGUGAGCAUUACCUACUACUACUACGCUUCGGGGAGAAAUUGCGACACCACCGCUGAGAUCCAGACAAUUGUGCAUGCUCUGGAUGACGCGUGGAAUGGCCUGGGAGGCACUUCGGCCCUAUGCAUGACAAUGAGACAUGGACACGGCACAUGGCGCGGACACCUGGGUGUUUCUGCAAUGCAGGGUGACUUCCCUGCCACGCAGCUGUGUUAG